AUGAAGGAAGGAGAGGAGGGUGAGUCACAGGAGGGUCAGCCCAGAAGGAGUGAAAGGAAGAAAAAGAUGACUGAAAAAGGUGCUGAAUUUACUUUUGAGACUAAGCUCAACAACAGAGAGAAAUGUUACAAGACACUGUUAGCACUUAGUGAUAAUUUACAAAGACUUUUGGAGUCAUCAGAUGAUAAAGACACCAUCAAAACUGCUGACAGUAAAUGGUUAGACAAUUACGAGGACUUUCUAGAGUUCCAGGAAGAAGUUAAAGCAUUCAUCUCCCCGAGCGAGCAGACGGUAGAUGAAGAAAUAUUCACCGGAAGAAAUAAACAACUAACGGAUGUGAAAUCAUCAGUCGAGAAAUGGUUUUCAAGACAUUCGAAAGGUGUUCCAUCUGAUAAACGAUCCAUUGUUUCGAAGUCAAGUAACUAUUCAGUGGCCAAGCUUGAGGAAAAACAACAUAAAGCAGAACUAUUGGCAAAAGCAGCUGCGCUUAAAGAAAAGAAACAGAUAGAGGAGGCCAAACUACAAUUAAAAAUGAAAGAAGAAGAACUUCACAUACAAACAGCACUAAAGAUCAGUGACGCUCGAACUAAAAUUAUUGAAGAACUUGAAAGGAGUGAAUUGAGGGACCAACAGCUUACCGAAGCUUUGAGUGAUAUCCAUGCAGAAUUACAUCACCAUGGCGCACCUUUGUUUUCACCUGUACCGAAACCAACUGCACAGCAGUUACCGCAUUUGCAUAUACCUGUGUCUACCACACAGUCUACCUUGAAUCCACAUGCGCCUUUGUUUACAUCUGUGUCAAGGACUGUUAGUCAGCAGAACUGGAAUACACCAUUUGUGACUCCAGGUACUUCAUCACAUGUGCCUGUUAGUGUGACUACAUGUACGCCACAUAGUAUUCCUUACAUUCCUAUGUCGACCCAACAUAGUACGCCUUAUGUACCUGCGUUACCAACCUUCGGUGACUUGUACAAUUCAGGACAUCCACACAGUCAUAAUCGUGAACAUGAAGGCCUACUUAUUGUGGCACAAGAACUAAAUAAGCCUAAAUCAGAAAUACAGAAAUUUGAAGGGAAUCCAAUGGACUACCAGAGAUUCAUUAGACAGUUUAAUACAAGGGUGUGUGCUAAUACCAGCUCAUAUGAAGAACGUUUGAACUUUCUUCUGCAAUUUACCAGUGGUGAGGCUAACAGAAUAGUGACUGGAUAUUCACACUUAAAUGCUGAAGGAGGAUACAAGGCAGCGAUGGAUGAAUUCAAAGAUCGAUAUGGUGAUCCAGACAUUGUUGCGCAAGCUUAUGUGAAAAAAGCAUUGAAUUGGUCAUCAAUAAAACAAGACAAUGCAAGGGGACUUGAUGACUAUGCAAUAUUCCUUACCGAGUGUCAGCAUGCUGUCAAUAACGUAGCCAGCGCUAGAGCCUUAGAGUAUCCAGAGAACAUGAAACUUAUUAUAAAGAAACUUCCGUUUUACUUACAAGAAAAGUGGCGAAAUGUUGUGUACGAGCUCAAAGACAGAAGAGAAAUUGUGAAGUUUGAGAACUUAGUGAAGUUUGUUCGUAAGGAAGCUAAAAAGGCCAACGACCCUAUCUGUGGAAGAGAAGUGAUGAAUAUCUCAACAUCUUCAACCCAUGGACAGAAUGUUAAACCAGCCACAUUCUCAAAACAGAAAGGGAACUUUGCAACUAAGACCGUGGAAUCUCAUCUAUCUACAAACAAUUAUGCAUAUGAACAACAUAGACCAAAAUCAUCUGGAUUUGUGAAACCAUGUGCUUAUUGUCAAGGCACAUCACAUUCAUUGGAAGAGUGUCGGAACAUUAUGAAGCUACCCCUAAAGGACAGAUAUGAAGUGUUGAAGUCUAAGGGACUGUGUUUCUCGUGUUUGAGAUCAGGACAUCUUAAGGGAGCCUGUCAACACAAGUUAUACUGCGUUCACUGUAAGAAGUGUCACCCAUCUAUACUUCAUGUGAAUCCUCGACAAGGCAAGGAAAACCCAAUGACUACCGAUCAAAACAACAACAGCUCAUCUGCAGCCGUUUCUUCAACAGCGCAUAUGGGGGCUGGGGACUCAGUGAGGCAAGCGCUUCCGGUCAUACCAGUACGUCUGAAAUCAAGAAACAGUGAUAAAUUUAUUACAACUUAUGCUUUCUUGGAUUCUGGGAGUACAGCGACAUUUUGUACAGAGGAAAUCGCAAGAUCACUACACCUUGAAGGCAAAAAGACUGUUCUUAACUUAACAACCAUGGGACAGCAGAGGACAGAGAACUGUUGCAUUCUAUCUGGUCUUGAAGUGAGUGAUUUAAAUGGUGAUCACACAAUUGACUUACCUCCUAUAUACACUCAACCGGAUCUGCCUAUAUCUAAGAAAGACAUCGUUACAUCCGAGGACCUACAUAGAUGGCCGCAUCUGCGUGAUGUACAUAUUGACACCAUAGAUAGUGAUGUUGGUUUGUUGAUUGGUGUUAACGUACCAAAAGCAAUGGAGCCAUGGGAUGUGAUUACUAGUGUACACAAAGGUCCAUUCGCUGUUAAGACUCUGUUAGGAUGGGUAAUCAAUGGACCGCUAGAUACAAGACCCGAGAAUGGUACUUACAGUACAUACGUCACAGCCAACCGCAUCGACGCAAGAUUAGAGGAGCAAGUGAGAUACCAAUUCAAUCAUGACUUUAGUGAAAGAGCUAUCGAUGAUGUUCCAGAGCCGUCAAGGGAAGACAGGAGAUUUCUCGACUUUGUGAAAAAUUCAGUUCGCUUUGAAAAUGGACAUUAUGUCAUUGGUCUACCAUUCAAAUCAGAAAAUGUGAUAAUGCCAAACAACAGAAAACAAGCUGAACAGAGACUGAAUUCGUUGGCUAAGAAACUUUGCAGUGACAGUGAAUUCCAUGACAAUUAUAAAGUCUUCAUGGACAAAAUUAUUAGCGAAGGCUAUGCACGAAAGGUACCUAUAGAAGACUUGAAUCAAGAUGAUGGACGCGUUUGGUAUUUGCCGCAUCAUGGUGUACUACAUCCCAAGAAGAAAAAACUUCGAGUUGUGUUCGACUGUGCAGCGAGGUUCCAAGGGACUUCACUGAAUGAACAAUUAUUACAAGGCCCUAACUUGACAAACACACUCAUCGGGACUUUGAUGCGAUUUAGAGAGGAGGAAAUUGCUGUGAUGGGAGAUAUAGAUAGUAUGUUCUACCAAGUACGUGUUCCGCCACAAGACGCUACUUUUCUACGAUUUCUCUGGUGGAAAGAUGGAAAUCCUUCCAGUAGUUUACUAGAGUACCAGAUGAUCGUGCAUUUGUUUGGAGCCACAUCUUCACCUAGUUGCGCCAACUUUUGUUUACGAAAAACAGCUCAAGAUUGGUCAGGACAUUUUAGUGAUGAGACAAUAAAGACAGUUCUUCAGAAUUUCUAUGUUGAUGAUUGUCUGAAGUCAGUGAAUUCUGUAAGAAAUGCUGUGACAUUGGUGAAAGAGUUACAGGGACUCUUGGAAAGUGGGGGAUUUCAUAUAUCGAAGUGGAUCAGCAACAGUCGUGAGGUCAUGUAUUCGAUACCAAAAUCCGAUAGAGCUAAGGAGGUCAAGGACUUAGAUCUUGACCACGAUACACUACCAGUAGAGCGAGCCCUCGGCAUCCAGUGGUGUGUGAAUUCUGACAUCUUUCAGUUUAAACUGGACUUCAACAGGAAACCACUUACGAGGCGGGGAAUUCUGUCAAUGGUGAGCGGCGUAUUUGACCCACUGGGAUUCUUAGCUCCACUACUACUCAAGGCCAAGAUCAUUCUGCAGGAAUUGUGCAAACUUCAGCUUGGAUGGGACGAUAAGAUUCCAGAUGACACUGCUAUUCAGUGGAAUAAUUGGUACCAAGAUCUCGAGAAAUUGAGGGACUUCAAACUGAACAGAUGUCUGAAACCUUAUGGUUUUCAUCCACUCAUGGUACAGUUACAUCAUUUUGCUGAUGCGAGCGAAACUGGAUAUGGUACAGUGUCAUACUUGUGCAUGGAGAACGCUUCUGGUGAACGUCACUGUUCCUUUAUUAUGGGAAAAUCUCGCGUUGCUCCACUUAAGACAACAUCUAUUCCACGAUUGGAGUUGACAGCAGCUACGGUAGCCGUCAGAACCAAUAGGAUGUUACUUAGAGAAUUGAACAUUCCUGUCCAUCGUAUUACAUACUGGACCGACAGCAUGGCCGUUCUACGUUAUAUUCAGAAUAGUACGGCGAGAUUUCAUACUUUUGUUGCAAACAGAUUAGCAGUUAUCCACGAAGGGUCACAACCAACUGACUGGAGAUACAUCAACACAAGGUUGAAUCCAGCGGAUCAUGCAUCUAGAGGUAUCUCUGUAGAUGGCUUAUUGAAACAAGAGAACUGGAUCACACCCCCCAAUUUCCUGUUUGAACCUGAGGAUCAUUGGCCAACACCAGCUUCACACCUCACUGACACAGAACUGUUUGACAAUGACCCAGAGGUGAAAAAGGUUACUGUAAAGACAGUUGUCUCAAAAUCACAGGAAUUACGAGAGAAUACAGCAGAUAUUAACGAACUCUUUCAACAUCAUUCGUCUUGGUAUUUAUUGAAACGUAGUGUAGCCUGGAUUUUGAAGGUACGAAAAGAACUGUUGAGACGUGUUCGUGUGAAAAGACUCGAUUCUUGCUCAAUGGUACAGGAAGAUUCUCGCGACAAGGCUUACAUUUCCUAUGAGGACUUGAAAGAAGCAGAAAAAGCUAUACUUGGUUUCAUUCAGUGGCAAGAAUUUUCUACGGAAAUAAGUACCCUUAUGUCAAGAAACUCUAGUGUCAGUCAUGGUAGCAGAAUCCGGAGCCUUGAUCCAUUUUUGGAUGCUGGUCUUUUGCGAGUCGGUGGUCGUUUACACAAGUCAAGUUUUCCAGAGGAGAUGAAACAUCCAGUGAUUUUACCCAAAGAUCAUCAUGUGUCCACUCUAAUUCUUGAAUUCAUCAGGAUUUGUUACAUAGUGGCAGAAAUCAUAUGCUAG
Messenger RNA from Saccostrea cuccullata (small rock oyster), 4968 nucleotides. RefSeq lists its product as uncharacterized. The coding region runs from base 1 to 4968 and encodes 1655 amino acids. Lineage: Eukaryota; Metazoa; Mollusca; Bivalvia; Ostreida; Ostreidae. The record is from RefSeq and is a predicted model, not a curated record. The transcript has a single exon.